CAUCUUGCAAGGUAGGAAUGGCGGGCGUCUGUGAGGGAGGCGUUCUCAGGACCCCAAUCCUCGUCCAUCCGAAGGCGGGGAACGUCCGAGAUGGCGGGCGAAAAAGCGGAGAAGCCUGACACAAAGGAGAAGAAACCUGCAGCCAAGAAGGCUGGUGGUGAUGCUGCUGCUGCUGCUGCUGGCGCCCCGGCUGCAGGAGCAGCCAAAAAGGGUGACCCUAAGGUUAAAAAGCCCAAGAAGGGGAAGCCCCAUUGCAGCCGAAACCCUGUCCUGGUUAGAGGAAUUGGCAGGUACUCCCGGUCUGCUAUGUAUUCCAGAAAGGCAAUGUACAAGAGGAAAUACUCUGCCGCAAAGUCCAAGGUUGAAAAAAAGAAGAAAAAGGAGAAGGUCCUUGCUACUGUUACAAAACCAGUAGGUGGUGACAAGAAUGGUGGUACCCGGGUGGUGAAGCUUCGAAAAAUGCCUAGGUAUUAUCCUACUGAAGACGUGCCUCGCAAGCUGCUGAGCCAUGGCAAAAAGCCCUUCAGUCAGCAUGUGCGAAAGCUGCGAGCCAGCAUCACUCCUGGGACCGUCCUGAUCAUCCUCACCGGGCGCCACAGGGGCAAGAGAGUGGUUUUCCUGAAACAGCUGGGCAGUGGCUUGCUACUUGUGACUGGACCUCUUGCUCUUAACAGAGUUCCUCUGCGCAGAACACACCAGAAGUUUGUCAUUGCCACCUCUACAAAAGUUGAUAUCAGCAAAGUUAAAAUCCCCAAACACCUGACUGAUGCUUACUUCAAGAAGAAGCAGCUGCGAAAGCCCAGGCACCAGGAGGGCGAGAUCUUUGACACAGAGAAGGAGAAAUACGAGAUUACAGAACAGCGCAAGGCUGAUCAGAAAACUGUGGACUCGCAGAUUCUGCCAAAGAUCAAAGCUGUUCCCCAGCUGCAGGGCUACCUUCGAGCUCAGUUCUCCCUGACAAACGGGAUGUAUCCUCACAAGCUAGUGUUCUAAAUUGCUGACAACCUAAUUAAACAGCUUUAUACAUUU
Molecule: messenger RNA, 1029 nt
Organism: Meriones unguiculatus (Mongolian gerbil)
Lineage: Eukaryota; Metazoa; Chordata; Mammalia; Rodentia; Muridae
Gene: Rpl6
Product: ribosomal protein L6
Exons: 7
Coding region: 91-993 (300 amino acids)
Biological process (GO): translation
Cellular component (GO): ribosome
Molecular function (GO): structural constituent of ribosome
Source: RefSeq, a predicted model, not a curated record